AUGAUGGACAAAACCCUUUUCAUCUCAUUCUUGUCAGUUUGCUUCCUUAAAUGUUUGCUUUGUAGCACAAUACAAAUUUAUGAAUUUAACAAAAGGGAGUUGCUAAAAUUUUAUGAAGGGUCCACAGGGAAUGGCUUAGGUUUAUACAAAAAUACGCUGGACGCGGAAGACGUAUUUCACAAUUUGAAGGUACUGUCCAUAUGCAAUAAUAAUAGAAAUAAUUUUGUUAAGUACAUUUCCAACUUGGUUUGUAAAAAUAUUUUCUUGUCCUCUCAUGUAAGAAUAAAAAAUGUGGAUGUCCUCUAUGGGGACAUGGUUCACUCGAAGGGGUCCACACACGUGAAGGAAAUAAUCUUCGUCUGUAAUUAUUAUAUAUAUGACAAUUCAUACGAAAUUAUAAAAUGCAAUGAUGAUAAGGAUGCUCUACAUCCUCUGUACGUAGGGUUCGACAUAGAAAGGAAGAGAAGUGAUGAAAAAAAAGGACCAAGCCAUCAUGGCGGCUUCAUGCAGUCAAACCAUUUAAUAACUUCCAAAAAGACGCUUUCUGUGGGUGGUGCGGAAGAAGCUGAUUCAUCCACGAAGAAGAAUAGCAAUGGGGUUAUAACCUCCAGUGUGGACACCCGCUAUGAGGACUAUUUAUGCAAAAUAAAACUCAAUGUCCAUUCUUACUUAACCGAGGCAGAAAAGGUUAUGUUAAAAAUUUUAAUCGGUUUGUGCAUCAAAUUGGGAUACAAAAGGCAAAUCUUGUUCACAGAAAAUAUGUACUCCUUGGUUAAAUAUUACGAACGUAACCAAUUGAAGGAUACCCUUUUCAGUCUCCAGUUCGAUGUACAUUAUAGCAAAUUUUAUUCUCCUAAUGACGUGUAUACUAUAGAGAGUGAAAAUUCCUUUAUUAAUGAUGAGAGAAGGAUGGGAAAAGAAAAGGGCAUACCCACAAUGCACUUCAAAUUUUUUGCUAACAAAUCGUAUUUGCUCUGGAGAGGGAUAGAACAGAAAAAAGAACUUUUUAAUUAUAAAUUGCGUGAGCUGGCAAGCUUGCUAAAUGGGAUCAACUACAAAGAAAGGAUUAAAGCAUGUUACAUGAACGAGUUGUAUAUGCAAUACGAGGAGGAUGAACUGUAUUUGAGGAAGAGCUUGUCUAGCAUGUUAACCAAGCAGUCGGCUGAAAAAACGAAGCAUCAAAACCAUUUGAGGAUUGAGGACAAGAACAAAUCGCAAAAUUAUAUUUUAGUGGAAGCACUCGAACAUUUCUGCGGAGAGGACGUCGCAUCUUUUGAAGACUGCGUCAGCAACGUGAUGUCAUCCUCAACGCUGGAUGAGAAGGGGAAAAGCAUUAUGCACCAUUUCUUAUAUAGCAACUUUUUAUGCGUUGAAAAAUGCCCCCCAAGUGAAGAACAAAUAAACGUAUUUGGACAAGAUGUGGUGAGAAAAAAAUUACAGCAAUAUAUCAGUCAGAGCAGCUCCUUACCAUUUAGGAGGAACACUUUUUCAGAAAAGAUAAAAGACAAAAUUAAGAAGAAAAAAAUACCUAGUAAUGUUUUGCUCCCUCGGGAUGAAAACAUACAACGGGAGUUCUUCGAAAAUGUUAUGUUCUCCAUCGAUUUUGACUCCAUAAAAUUGUUACUUAAGGAUGAAUUAGACAAACUGAAUGUGAAGGAUAACGUGGAACAAAGAAUUUGCAGUAUUGGAAAAUACGUAAGGGAUCAUGAAAAGCUCUACAUAAGGGACUACCAAAGGGGGAAGAGUAGAGUACUGUACGAGUUUGGUAUAUUAAGGGGUUCCUUUUGGAAUUUCCUCAAGGGUGCUCGAAGGUGGGAUUGGGGGAAGCAGGCGGAAAACGGUGGAGACUUGCAUUUUGCGAUACAAAACUCGCAUGCAGGUGUUGCCAAUACGGGGGUGCCAACAUGUACUUCCAAAAAUGGUGAUAAGAACCAUGGGGUGGGAGAUCCACGGGCGAACGGGAUGGAUACAGGAAAAGACACAGACAUCACUUCACCUCCGUUCAUCGUCGAGACAAAUGGAAAAAAAAUCCACGUACUGCAAAGCGAGUACGAGUAUGACGUUUUGCGGGACGUUUACCAAACUGAUCAGGCGAAUCGGAGAAGUGGUGAGCAGGACAGUCACUUCUCUACGCACAGCGCAGUCAGAAGAAACUCAUUUUUAAACCUUUUUCAUAAUAGGGAGGGUCACUAUAAAUUUGUUAUCAAAAAUGUUCCCAUCAAAAUGAGCGAACCUUUGCAGAAAAGUGGGAACCAUCGGGGCGGUGGCAACGAACUGGAGACAGACCCAUUGCCCCUCUCAUACAGGAACUUGCGAUUUGCAUGCAGCCUAGAAGGGACGUGGUCAUAUGCCAGGGGAGACGUGGCCUUUUUUAAAAACGGAGGCGUCCACUGCGAAGCGGAAUUUCAAAACGAGUUAUCAGUGAGUACAACCCCCCGAAAUGGGAAGCGAUCACAUGGGCACACAUCAAGGGGGGUACUAAUAAAAAGUAGCGACGUGAGGAGCAAAAUGGUGGAGAGCAAUUCUUUUGAUAAAAGGGAUGAACCCAUGAAGAGUGAAAAAAAAAAGAAGGCUCCAUUUUUACAUCCAGAAAGUGUGUUACACGAAAAGAAAGAAAUGUCUUUUGCUGAAAAUUUAGGUGUCAAGAGUGAAGUUGUCGAUUUUGUCCUUUUCCGUGAUGUGUGUACAGUUAGGUACUUGGGGAAAGGAGCACAUCCCGUUAAUUUCCCUUUCUUGGGGAAUGAUCUUCUGGAGAUGAUAUUUGGCUAUUGUAUUUUACAUGGGUUUACACAAAUCAGAGUAAAAAGUGAUUCCUUAAAUUACGAAACUGGUAUAAGGACAUCAUUUAUUGAAAUAUUACUUCAUGGGAAAACAUCAGUCGAACAUUUAGGGUUAAGACUUACAAAUGUAGCGAAAAUUUCUAAAGACUUAUAUUAUGUCAUCACUGGGUAUACAUGGGAAAGUGAUUUGGUACUAUCACCGAUGGUAAGGUUUGAAAAUAAUUUAUACAUAAAUCAUGACAUAGAGAAGCAAUUUUUCCGUUACGUGAACAAAGCGUGUAGAAAUAUGCUACACAACUUAUCUUUCACUUGUGAAGAAAAUUAUUAUCCUUAUAAAAAUUGUUAUGACAUUUAUCCAUCAGUGCGAAGGAAUCAGAAUAAUCUUUGUCACUUUGAACUUAAUCCCAUAUACAAAGAAUUAAAGGAGCUUGUUCCCGACUCUUGUAAUAUUGGCCAACGUAUUAGAAAAUGCUAUGAGGAGAUACAAAAGCAUAUUCCUUGCACACAUAACGGUGAAGGAGAAGAAGACGGAUGCAAGUACUACAACUUUAUUGUAAAUACAUUCAUAAGGCCCAGGAGGAAAACGUCCUUUUUUAUUUAUCACAAUAUGUAUGUGCAGGAAUAUCUAACAAAGAAAUCUUACCCCUAUUACUUGCUGCUCAGUGAGGUCAUAAAAAAUGAAGAACAUAACUUACUUGAAAAAGGCAACUAUGAUUUAGUAGCCGAUGCACAGACGCACCUCUUCUUAAAUCACGUUUUGCAAAAUUCUACAUUUUUUACGUUUUGGAAUUUCUCCACUGAAUUUUGGAAAAGGUUUCGGUACAUCCAGGCUAAACCAACCGCGGCUACCUCCACAUCACAGAAAGGGCAAACCGUAUUUUGCCCGAUGGCCUAUGCGUACGAAUUUGUGGAGCACCUCGACGUGUUUUAUGUGAGGGAGUAG
Messenger RNA from Plasmodium fragile, 3723 nucleotides. RefSeq lists its product as uncharacterized. The transcript has a single exon. The coding region runs from base 1 to 3723 and encodes 1240 amino acids. The record is from RefSeq and is a predicted model, not a curated record. Lineage: Eukaryota; Apicomplexa; Aconoidasida; Haemosporida; Plasmodiidae.